CAAGUCAAAUUAAUCCUCCUUCCUCAACAAUUCAACAUUUGCAAACCCCAUCCAAAACCCUAAACGCUUCGAGAGUCACACUCACUCACUGAUUUAUCGGCAAAAAGAAAUGGCCAGCGCCUCGUCAGAUUACGGCGGCGGCGCUCUAGUUCCGAUUUCACCGGAGUCCCAAGUUGCGGCGGUGUAUCCUCUCCACCAUGGCCUCAAGUAUCCUAUCUCUAGACUCUCCAUCUCUUGGUCUCGCGGCAACUCCCUCCGCGUAUCGGUUUUCGCUUCCCCUCCAUCCGGAGACUCCGUCGAAGACGAUGCAGGAGGAAAAGUAGUGGAAGUGAAGCUCGGCGGAGACGGCGAGAUCAGCGACGCUCAUUGGCGGAGGAUCGCCUACGAUUCGGUCUCUCCUUUCGCUCUACUCCAAAGCAGGAAAAAUGCUGUCUCUAGCUUGUCGAAAAUGUCCAUGAAUUCACCAUACGAUGCUGACUGGUGGGAUUACAUAAUGGAAUACAGCAAAGACAUAAAUGCCCUUCUUGGUAGCCAGAUAUCUGCUUCAGUUCCGCUUAUUGACGACCCAAAGUCAGUCAUAAAUAAAGGAGAGGAACCGACUAGUUUAAAGGCUGCGUGGGAGCUAUUGGAAAUGUUUUAUGCAGAAAAUCCAUCUCAUUCAUGGUUACCUGAACGCUUUGUUGAUUGGUUAGCUGAUUAUGAUAGCCUUUUCUCGGGAACACACCCAACAGUGCACUCAAAGCUUGUUGAUUUUCAAAAAGACCUUGUAAACUUGCAGGUUGUGGAAGAUGAUCCCAAAUACUGGGAAGUUAUAUCAUCAGCAUUAGCUGUUGGUUGGCUGGAUAUUGUGGUUAAGAUGCUGCGUUUGCAUGGAUCUUAUCGAUUCGAUCAACUCAGCAAUCGUGAGACAGAGAAUGGACUUGUAGAGGCAGUUGCUGUUCUCAUUUCAAAAAUGCCACGAAUGCGAUUGGAUCAAGAAGCUGGGAAAUUGGGUGAAUGCUUUAAGGCCAAGCCUGAUUUUGUGAAGGCAUGGGAGAAAUGGCGUGGACAGAUAAGUAAACUGGAUUCAAGUGCAUUCUGGUUUCAGUGUGCUCAUCAGCAGACUCGGGAGGGCUUGAGAAGUAUGUUACAAAUAAUGCUGGGUAAUGCUAAUAGUCUCUGCUCUGCAACAUUCCAUUGGAUAGAGCUGUAUAUUUCUCACUUGCUAUAUCGGCCAUUAACAGUGGGGUUAGAAAGCAUGUACGGCUUGGCACAGAAAAGCAUUCAAUUGAAACCAAUGGCCUCUGCACAUAGGUUGAUGGGGCUUAUAAUAGGAAUUAUUGGGGAAAAUACUGAGGUUGUUUUAGCAGAAUGCUCGAAAGGAUUUGGUCCUUGGAUGGUUGCGCAUGCCAUGGAGUUAUUAACUGCUAGGAGUGACCAUGCAGAAAUGCUUUUACAUGAAGAGCGUCAGAACUUGGGGGGAAUAAGCAUAGAGGAGCUUCAUCGACUUAUUUAUGCUCAAGUUCUAUCCUCACAUCCACUAACUUGGCAAAUUGCUCCAAUUUAUCUUAUAUCAUGCAUGAAGCAUGGGAUGGUUCUGUUACAGAUAUUAUUGUCCAAGCAGCCUGUUCAAGAUAAUCAGUUAAUGCUGAAGAGCAUAGAGAUUUGCCGCCUUUACGAACUCCGCAGCAUAACUUCAAAUAUUAUGAAGAUUGCUGGAGUACACCACUGGAAGCAUGGUCGGAAAGGUUGUGGAGUGUUUUGGCUUCAGCAAGCUCGGGAUGAAUAUCGUCUUAAUAGGAUAGCUCAGCAAUUGUUUGAUUCAGUUGGAAAAUCAAUAUCUGAUGAGAGUUUCAAGCAAUGGGAAGGGUUAAUUCAGUUAUUGGGUUCGGAUUCUAAGACUGCUGGUGGACUAGAGUUCCUGCACAAAUAUCGAGACUUCAAGAAAUCACUUCUGCAUGUUUAUGAUGGAAAAACUACAGAUGCUGCUCGGCAGGCUGUGGAAUCUCUUAUAUCGCUUAUGAAAAACCCUUCUACACCUCAACGCUUUUACCUGCCUCUUCUUUAUGAUUCGUUGAAGUUGCUUAAUUGGAAGGAUCGUCCUUUGUUGAACGUGUCUCAGACAAAUCUUCUGUUAACUAAACUACGAUUGUCUAUGGCAAGGCUUCGGCCGGAUUUCGUAGAAUCCGAGUCCACCCAGGCCUUGAACUCUGUUAGACUUGCACUUGCCAUGAAUCUGGGACGUGCAAUCCUAGAGGAAUGAGGCCUUCCAUGUAUGCCUGAAGAAUAUCCAUUGAAAUCCACCUCUAAAAAUCACCAGGUUUGAGAUUUAUCAGAAGCAAACCCUACCUUGCGUAUCCAGAGAAGAUAAAAAACACCAUUGUUAUAUUAUCAUAGUAUAUAUUAUCAU
Hibiscus syriacus is the source of this 2389-nucleotide messenger RNA. RefSeq names its product nuclear pore complex protein NUP85-like. Lineage: Eukaryota; Viridiplantae; Streptophyta; Magnoliopsida; Malvales; Malvaceae. Gene Ontology annotation, biological process: protein import into nucleus; positive regulation of DNA-templated transcription; mRNA export from nucleus. Gene Ontology annotation, molecular function: structural constituent of nuclear pore. The record is from RefSeq and is a predicted model, not a curated record. Gene Ontology annotation, cellular component: nuclear pore outer ring.